AUGAAGAACUUGGCUUAUGACAAAGACCAACUUUCUUCAGAAAAGAAGAAGCUUCAAUACGAAUAUGACCAAUUCAUUAACUUGGUGUUUGGACACGAAGACGAGACCAACAAUUUGAAUGGUUCAAUCAAAAAGUUACAAAGAGACUUAGAAGCAAACAACACUGAGUUGAGAGACAGAACAACAAAGAGUUAUGAAAAGGAUAUCGCUGAAAUCACAUUCAGAGCUGUAACCUUUGAGAAGAAAGUCCAGAUGGCUGAACAAGAGAAUGUUGAGACUGUGAGAGACUAUAAAACCGCUUCUGAAGAAUAA
Messenger RNA from Entamoeba invadens IP1, 312 nucleotides. RefSeq lists its product as hypothetical. The record is from RefSeq and is a predicted model, not a curated record. NCBI's taxonomy places the organism in Eukaryota, Evosea, Mastigamoebida, Endamoebidae. The coding region runs from base 1 to 312 and encodes 103 amino acids. The transcript has 2 exons.